Molecule: messenger RNA, 1464 nt
Organism: Glycine soja
Lineage: Eukaryota; Viridiplantae; Streptophyta; Magnoliopsida; Fabales; Fabaceae
Product: protein ENHANCED DISEASE RESISTANCE 2-like
Exons: 3
Coding region: 293-1237 (314 amino acids)
Source: RefSeq, a predicted model, not a curated record
UGGAUUGUGGAGUUCGAGUUUUACGCCUCUUUGUCGGUUGUGCUUGUGUUCACCAACACGUAAACAUUUUUAUUUAUUUCUCCGAAGAGACAAAUAGAAGAAUCCUCGAUUUCAGCUCUUGCCUUAAUUCAACACAACGUACCAAAGGAGGUUGAGGAGUGGUCGCAGUUGCAUAGCAGAGCCUCAGAAUUGUGCUCUUUGCUUACCCUUCUUUUACUUCCUCUCUUCUCUUCACUCUGUACAGAGACAGACACUGCUUAUAUUGUUAUUACCGGGGAAGCAGCACACAUUUAUGGCCAGCAUCGGUGAUAGAAAGGAAUCAGAAUGGAUAGAUAGGAUAAUAUCAGAAGGAGCCAUCCCACUUCUUGAACCAGAUAAUUGUUCAAAUGGUUGGGCUACCCCUCCUGGUGAUGCAUUCAUGGUCAGAGGCCCUGAGUAUUUUACAACAAGGGUUAAGGUUCCAGCUGGUGAUUAUAUGCUCAAACCUCUCGGUUUUGAUUGGAUUAAAAGUUCAGUGAAAAUUGGGGAGAUAUUAAAGGAUCCAAAUAGUCGAGUUAGGAAGGUCAUUGAUAACGAGUUUCCAGAAGGUGAUAAACCCUUUGUGUGGGCCUUCAAUCUUCAAGUCCCAACCAAGGAUAACUAUAGUGCCAUAGCAUAUUUUACAACCAAAGAGUCAGGUCUUGAGGAUUCGCUAAUGGACAAGUUCUUGAAGGGUGACAAUGCAUUCAGAAACUCAAGGCUUAAGCUGAUUGCCAACAUUGUAAAAGGUCCUUGGAUUGUCAGAAAAGCUGUUGGAGAGCAGGCUAUUUGCAUAAUUGGGCGUGCCCUUUCCUGUAAAUAUUGCACGGGGGAGAAUUUCAUAGAAGUAGAUAUUGAUAUAGGGUCUUCCAUGGUUGCAAGUGCAAUCGUUCAUUUGGCAUUUGGUUACAUUUCAACUUUGACUGUUGACUUGGCUUUUCUUAUUGAGAGCCAAGCUGAAUCAGAGCUUCCAGAAAAAAUAUUAGGCGCUUUCAGAUUUUCUGACCUUGAUCCUGCUUCAGCUAGAACAAUUGAGCUAUCAACUGUUGUGAGUUGUGACAAUGCACAAACAUCUUUACCUACUAGAUUGUGGAAGUCAAUUGGACAGGGCUUUUCCCAUAUUCUUCAUUCAGGUCCUCAAGAAGAUGGCUCUACUUCUGGUUCAGAACAUACUAAUGAUGUAGAUCACAAAGAUAAUCCAACUGACAUCACGAACUGAUAUACUGGAAUAAUUGAAAGGGGUACCAUUUGAGGUCAUUAUUCUUUUAGCCAUUUUUUAUGAUUGGAUUCAUAGCAUCUGUUGUAUGACUUAAUUCUUGCCUAUGGCAGUAUUUUGUAAUACUAAAGAAAGUUAGAAAACUUAAGAGUGGCCCCAUUUUUUUUUGGCUGGAUUAUUAUGUAUAUCUUUUAAAGUAAAUUCUAGUAAUGUUUAUAGUUGACGAGUUA